GUGACUGUCACUAGGUAGUAGUCUCUUCAACAAGUCUUACAGUUCUCUAAACAAUUUUGCGGUAUUUCGGAGGAAAAAAGAUGGUAAGCAGUAACCUAGCAUGUUAAAGUUAAUUUCAUCACUCCCUGUAGCAGGUGACUUGAUAGAGCCGAAGCAGUUCAGGUGUUGUAUCCCAAAAUGCCAGACAAGAUCUACCAUAGACAAUUUCCUCAAUUUUCCUCUGGAUUACCAGCUUAGGCAGCUUUGGAUUUCAUCUAUACCCAACUUUGAUGACGUAGUGGACCAUGAGACCCUUAUAUGUACCAAACAUUUCGAUAAAAGUUUGCUGAGACUCGAGAAAAACCGUUAUCUCUCUAACUACCCACCAGUUAUAUUUCCAUCGAAGUCUGAACCCAACACCAAGAAAAAGUUGAAAAACGAUGACUUCUAUCCAUUUUACAUGUUUCAUUUGCAAGACAGAGACGAAUAUCCACUAACCGUCGGUUGCACCAAAAUGAAAAUUGACGAUUUCAUAUUCAAUUUUUGGGAGAUCAAAGCAUACUACGCCGAGAAGUUGGGAUAUCUGAUGGAUUACUGGCAGGUUCAACUUUCCAUUCGUGAAGUAUUUUUCUAUAAGUUGAACACGGAAGACGUUGGGAAAAUCAAGGGCAGCAUCAAAAUCAAGGACACGAUGCAUUUAGAAGUCGUGCUUAGCGGUAGAACCAUGGACGCUUUCGAUCUCACUUGGGCUGUUCCACCAACAUUGUUGAUUACCAGAUGGUCACAACUAAAAAUGCUCCUAUAUGAAUUUGGCGUUGUGGAUGGUAGAAAAAUGGAGGACGGUUUGCCUACAAUCCUUCUCUAAUGAUGUUUUUAAUAAAAUAUGAAGUGUAGCAAUAUCAGUGUUAGUCAGUGCUAUAUUUAUUUGAUGUAUUUGUCAUGAUCCUAUAAAUAAAAAAAAUGUUUGAC
Messenger RNA from Acanthoscelides obtectus, 948 nucleotides. The record is from the annotation of a GenBank genome assembly. NCBI's taxonomy places the organism in Eukaryota, Metazoa, Arthropoda, Insecta, Coleoptera, Chrysomelidae.